Catharus ustulatus (Swainson's thrush) is the source of this 2932-nucleotide messenger RNA. It is a transcript of the gene STX6, whose product is annotated as syntaxin 6. Gene Ontology annotation, molecular function: SNAP receptor activity. The coding region runs from base 60 to 824 and encodes 254 amino acids. NCBI's taxonomy places the organism in Eukaryota, Metazoa, Chordata, Aves, Passeriformes, Turdidae. The transcript is spliced from 8 exons. Gene Ontology annotation, cellular component: membrane. The record is from RefSeq and is a predicted model, not a curated record. Gene Ontology annotation, biological process: Golgi vesicle transport; intracellular protein transport.
UGGUCUGAUGGAGGGGGCGUGGCCUGGCGGCGGCCGUGGCGUGAGGCGGCGGCAGCGCCAUGUCGAUGGAGGACCCCUUCUUCGUGGUGAAGGGGGAGGUGCAGAAAGCUGUGAACACUGCCCAGGGGCUCUUCCAGAGGUGGACAGAGCUCUUGCAAGAUCCCUCCAUCGCCACAAGAGAAGAAAUCGACUGGACCACUAAUGAGCUCAGGAACAACCUGCGGAGCAUCGAGUGGGACCUGGAAGACUUGGAUGAGACCAUUAGCAUUGUUGAGGCAAACCCGCGGAAAUUCAACCUCGAUGCCACAGAGCUGGGAAUCCGCAAAGCCUUCAUCACCAGCACGCGGCAGGUGGUCAGGGACAUGAAGGAUCAGAUGUCAAACUCUUCCAUGCAAGCGUUGGCUGAAAGAAAAAACAGGCAGGCACUCCUGGGAGACAGUGGGAGUCAGAGUUGGAGCUCUGGACCUGACAAAUACAGCCGUCUGGACCGAGAGCUGCAGUUAGCAAAUUCACAUUUCAUCGAGGAGCAGCAAGCUCAACAACAGUUGAUUGUGGAGCAGCAGGAUGAGCAGUUGGAGCUGGUCUCUGGCAGCAUCGGGGUGCUGAAGAACAUGUCCCAGCGCAUUGGCGGGGAGCUGGAAGAGCAAGCAGUGAUGCUGGAUGACUUCUCCCACGAGUUAGACAGCACUCAGUCGCGCCUUGAUAACGUCAUGAAGAAGCUCGCCAAAGUGUCUCACAUGACGAGUGAUCGACGGCAGUGGUGUGCAAUUGUUGUCCUCUUCGUCAUCUUGCUAGUGGUGCUCAUCCUGUUUUUUGUCCUGUGAUGACAAAAACUGAACUUCCUGGGACGCCCCCUCCCCACCCCCUCGCUCCGGCAGCACGGGGAAAUGAAACUCUCCCCGUUUCCGUCCGCCCACAGGAUCCCCGGCAGGAACACCUGCACCCAGCUCUCACCAUCCUCCUCCAAGGACUGCGGCUCGGCUGCACCGCCAUCUCCCCUGGCCCCGAGGAGAGGGGGUGGAGGACUCAGCUGCCUCCUCCCCUGCUGCGGUGCAGUCUGGACCUGGGCUCCGGGUCUGGGUCUGUGCAGCUGGAGGGGGACCUGACCCCCGCCCUUCCACCCGGUGCAGGUAGGAGCUGGUGGGAGGUGGACACAGAGCAGCGAGCCUUGGGGAGGAUGGGACAGGGGGAGGAAUUACAGAAUUCACUGAGCAUUACAAACUGCAUUGCCAGUGCCAGCCUCAAGCAUUUCUGGGAAGGGUGGAACCCCCCCAAGCCACAGCAAGGGAGGGGACCCCUGGCCCUGCUCCCCCUGCCCCUCCCUGCCUCGUGUGGGCAGGCUCUGUAGCACCAAUUCACUGCCAGGAGAGCACGGUGAGUCCUGCCAGAGCUUUCCUACCCUCUGCACUGGGCACAGCUGUAGGGUCUCGUGUCCUGCCAUCGGCCGCCCAGGCCCCAUCAGAUACCCCAGAGGUUAAACCUGGGGUGCUGCACACUGAGCACUGGCAAUCAGCCCUGAGCCAGAGAGGGAGAGUCUUGAAGCUUUUAAACUUGCCUCCCUCAUUAUACAGGCCUCCAAAGCUCAUUGACUGAUGCUUUCUUUGCCCUUGUAUAACUGAGUCACUGCUUCUGUUUAACAGCUGCUUCCCUUUGGCAAGUGAUUUGUCAGGUCUAAAAUAACUUAUUUUUUUUAAGGAAAAAAAAAAACCUUUUAAGAUGUUUUUGAUGACCAUUGGAGCCAUGUUCUCUCUGCGAGUGCACGACACACACAAUCAGAGGAACAGUGCUCAGUGAUGUAUUUUAAGUGUAUAUGAACUUGUAAAUAGGAUGUCUUAAUUUUCCCCAACCGCUAUUUUUUGGACACCUCCAUUGUAAACAAACAAAAGGAAGGAGAUUCAAAGCUAGAUCAUGUUUCCAUAUUCCUUCCCAGUCCUUUUGUUACCUCCCAGUUGUUUGUCACUCGAGUUGUCUCAGCAGUGUCGGAUUCCCUACAGGGAAUGUGGAGUAGCCAGGUGGGCAGAAAUGUGAAAAAAGCUCACCUGGCAGUGUCACUGCGGAGGAACAGGCAGAGGGGCCGUGCUGCAAGCACCAGUUGUGGGAUAGGGGGUGACUCUUGAGGAAAGUCUGUCAGGCAAAAACGGUUUCUUACUCCAGUCUGCUCCCAUAUUUUAAGUUGCAAACACGAAAAGACUCAGCCAGGCUGGCUUAUGGCUCCCAGAUGGGGCUGGGGGAGGAAGUUAAUUGGCACUGACGCAAAGACUUCUGCUGAAAUUGCAAAUCACCCCCAAAACCAUCCCCCCCGCCUUAGAAUCUUGCCACCGGAUGGCUUUACCUCCGGGACUGAACACUCCUCCUCCCCCGGCUUCGUGGCUCCCUCCGGGGUCUGCGUGGCCCCCCUGUCCCUGCCGCAGGCGCUGGAUGCACAGCCGCGGCUCCGUGCCUUCCGCAGCCGGGCGGGGCCGGACGGAGCGUCCCCGCCCUCCCGGGUGCUCCUCAGUAACGCACACGUGGUGCCUCGGCGCCCACCCGCACUCAUGAUUCGAGUGGCUCCUUAUCCUUGCAGAGCAUCCCUGCAGGGAAUAGGUGGUGUCUGCUUUCCAAGGCCGGCUGUAGCAGUGUCUGCACCGCUCCGUAGGUCUGUACCUCUCCAAGAGCAGGUUCCCAGGAGCGCGGGUCUGGGCAGGGAGCAGGGCUCGCUGCUGGCUGCUGUUCGCGUACCUCUGAUCCCCGCGUUACUUCCAGCGUGGUUGUGUAUCCGUCGGGAAUGACUCCCAUGCAGGACUGCUCCUUUGGUAGUCCGGGGGGUGGCCCAGCUGCUGACAUCACCACAAGCCACCCGAGUGUCUCUAGUCCCUUUCCCCGUGUACAUUUGCUUUUCUGUCGCUGGUGGUGCCCCUCCCUUUAACACUAAAUAAAGGUGCAGCAGCGUAGA